Molecule: messenger RNA, 685 nt
Organism: Trichoderma harzianum CBS 226.95
Lineage: Eukaryota; Fungi; Ascomycota; Sordariomycetes; Hypocreales; Hypocreaceae
Exons: 2
Coding region: 126-617 (163 amino acids)
Biological process (GO): endoplasmic reticulum to Golgi vesicle-mediated transport
Cellular component (GO): nucleus; TRAPP complex; cytoplasm
Source: RefSeq, a predicted model, not a curated record
GCGCAAUCCGAUAAGCUUGCUUCGACUUGUUAUUCCGGCAUCACGAUACCACAAAACAACAAAAGAACGGACUUCUGAACCAGCUGGGCCCCGCGCAUUCGCCCGAUGGUUGGCGCUGCAGCACAAUGAGCUACUACUUUGCCAUUGUCGGCACCCAGGACAAUCCCCUGUUCGAGUAUGAGUUCGGCACUUCCAAGCAGGGCGGCGACGGCCAGUCUCGCUUCACCGAACAAGUGCGACACUUGAACCAGUUCAUUCUUCACUCGAGCCUGGACAUUGCCGAGGAGGUGCAGUGGUCGAGCGGUCAGAUGUACCUCAAAUGCAUCGACAAGUUCUUCAACAACUACAUCUCCUGCUUCGUUACCGGCGGCAACGUCAAGUUCCUGCUGCUGCACCAACCCACCACCCCGACCUCGACGGCAACAUCUAGAUCGUCGACCGCUAUUGGCGCCAACCCGACGAGUCCGGCCACCGAAGAGGCAAUCAAGAUGUUCUUCACGGAAGUGUACGACAACUGGGUCAAGGCCAUCAUGAAUCCGUUUUACAAGGCAAACAUGGAGGUUCGGAGUCCCAUCUUUAGAGCAAGGGUAGCAGCUGCUGGACGGAAAUACCUAUAGAUUUCAAAGUUACACGUAAAGAAUGAAUGGAAAUUAUAAUGAUCAUGCCAAACAUCGCAACUGCACGC